AUGAACCUUCCGUCCCCUCCUAUGUUGCAGUCGAUCGGACCAGAAGAAGAUGGAAGUCACUGGAGCAGCCCUAGAGUGUCGGCUCCCCUCCUCGUGACCUCCCAGCCAUCGCCGAAGAUUGAAGCCCUCCCCGUCUCGCGAUCGCCAGCCAACUGGAAAGAUAUGGAUGCCUACUACAAUAGUUACUGGGUUAAUACUCUUGCAGGGUUGAAGCGGGAAUAUUUUAAUAAUCCGUGGAGUAUCAUUGCUCUAUUUGCUGCUUUUUUACUGUUUGCUCUACAGUCGUUCAAACCAUCUUCACUAUCAAUCCCAAUUAAACCUCUAAUACUCACAAUUGUCUCCACUACAGACGCCCCCACAAUUCUAAUUAAGCUCAAGAACGCAACGCCGUGUGUUGGAAUGGCCAAGACAAGGAGUAUGACUAGAAACCAGAUUCAUGAUUCUAUCAGGAAGAGAUUAGUGAGAGUGACUAGUUUCGACCAACGACCAUAUGGGUUGAUCCAUCCAGCACAAAUGGCUAAGGAUGGUAGAAGAAAGAAGAUAGAGAAAAGGCUCGGCAUUGGUCUUGGGGAGUUAGCGUAG
Lactuca saligna is the source of this 582-nucleotide messenger RNA. The record is from the annotation of a GenBank genome assembly. NCBI's taxonomy places the organism in Eukaryota, Viridiplantae, Streptophyta, Magnoliopsida, Asterales, Asteraceae.